This is a messenger RNA of Tachysurus fulvidraco (yellow catfish), 3503 nucleotides long. It is a transcript of the gene eya1, whose product is annotated as EYA transcriptional coactivator and phosphatase 1. Gene Ontology annotation, biological process: positive regulation of DNA repair; multicellular organism development; negative regulation of extrinsic apoptotic signaling pathway in absence of ligand. Gene Ontology annotation, molecular function: protein tyrosine phosphatase activity. The coding region runs from base 390 to 2204 and encodes 604 amino acids. Gene Ontology annotation, cellular component: nucleus. The transcript is spliced from 18 exons. The record is from RefSeq and is a predicted model, not a curated record. Lineage: Eukaryota; Metazoa; Chordata; Actinopteri; Siluriformes; Bagridae.
UCCAGCUAGCCACUGCCUCCAGCAGUCAUCAGUGGACUCUGACACACUCUUCUCCUCUCACACACACACUUAGGCACACACUUACUCUUACCCUCACAUACACACAAACACACACACGCACACACACACUCACACACAGAGUCACUCAGUCUCUUGAGAGCUAUACACGGGGACUUCAUGGCUUUUUCAGGCUUAAAAUGAAAAAGAAAAAGUUACGGCUCGUCAUUGAAACGUCGCUGAUUUUUUUUCUGUUGUCGAGUUUUGAAAUCUGAGAUUCUGCAACUCCACUUCAUUCGUUCGGGGGACACAAAAAAUAUCAGACGGUUGGAAGAAGAAAGUGGAACGGAAAGAGGGAUAAAAGUGCAAGGAUUCAUCCAGAACUGCAGUCUAUGGAAAUGCAGGAUCUAGCCAGUCCGCACAGCCGAGUCAGUGGUAGCAGCGAAUCUCCGAACGGCCCAAACCUUGAUAACUCGCACAUUAACAACAAUUCCAUGACACCAAAUGGCACUGAAGGUGAUAACAUCACUAUGCUUACGACAGCCGACUGGUUAUUAAGUUCUAAUUCACAAUCCACUGCAGUUAAAACAGAGCCAAUGAGCAGCAGUGACAUCACCACGUCUGUAGCAGACGGCUCGCUAGACAGCUUCUCAGGAUCAGCUAUUGGAAGCAGUGGCUUCAGCCCAAGACAAACUCACCAGUUCUCUCCACAGAUCUACCCUUCCAACAGAUCUUAUCCGCAUAUUCUUCCCACUCCUUCUUCACAAAACAUGGCAGCGUAUGGACAGACGCAGUACAGCACAGGAAUGCAGCAGACCUAUGCCACUUAUCCUCAACCAGGCCAACCUUACGGCAUCCCGGCUUACGGAAUCAAGACGGAAAGCCAAGCUCAGUCUCCAGGACAGAGCAGCUUCCUCAGUUACAGCUCCAGCUUCUCAACACCACAGACGGGCCAAGCGCCCUACAGCUACCAAAUGCAAGGAGGCAGUUUUACAACGACAUCAGGACUGUACGCAGGAAGCAAUUCCCUCACAAACUCGACUGGAUUUAACAACACACAACAGGAUUACCCAUCAUACCCUGCAUUUGGCCAGAGUCAAUACACGCAGUAUUACAACAGCAGCCCGUACACAUUGCCCUACAUGACCAGCAACAACACGAGUCCUACCACGCCGUCCACCACGGCCACAUACACGCUGCAGGAGCCGCCGUCCGCCAUCACCAGCCAGGCUCUGAACGACCAACCAGCAGGAGAGUACAGUACAAUCCACAGUCCAUCAACCCCCAUUAAAGAUUCAGAUUCGGAUCGAUUGCGUCGAGCCUCGGAUGGAAAGUCACGUGGUAGAGGAAGAAGGAACAAUAAUCCGUCUCCACCGCCGGACUCUGACCUUGAGCGCGUGUUCAUUUGGGAUUUGGAUGAAACGAUUAUCAUUUUCCAUUCCUUGCUCACGGGGUCUUACGCCAACAGAUACGGACGGGAUCCACCGACGUCUGUGUCAUUGGGACUCAGAAUGGAGGAGAUGAUCUUCAAUUUAGCAGACACGCAUUUAUUCUUCAAUGACUUAGAAGAGUGUGAUCAAGUCCACAUUGACGACGUUUCCUCUGACGACAACGGACAGGAUUUGAGCACAUAUAACUUCAGCACGGACGGCUUCCAUGCCGCCGCCACCAGUGCCAACCUGUGUUUGGCGACCGGUGUGAGAGGAGGAGUGGACUGGAUGAGAAAGCUGGCCUUCCGCUACAGACGAGUAAAAGAAAUUUACACCACCUACAAAAACAACGUCGGAGGACUGUUGGGUCCAGCCAAAAGGGAGGCCUGGCUGCAACUGAGAGCAGAAAUUGAAGCUUUGACAGAUUCCUGGUUAACACUGGCACUGAAAGCACUAACAUUAAUCCACUCAAGGUCAAAUUGUGUGAACAUCUUAGUGACCACGACACAGCUCAUCCCUGCCCUCGCGAAAGUGCUGCUCUACGGACUGGGAAUAGUUUUUCCAAUCGAGAAUAUUUAUAGCGCUACAAAAAUAGGCAAAGAGAGCUGCUUCGAGCGAGUAAUUCAGAGAUUCGGGAGGAAAGUUGUUUACGUGGUGGUGGGAGACGGAGUAGAAGAGGAGCAGAGCUCCAAAAAGCACAACAUGCCCUACUGGAGGAUCUCCAGUCAUUCGGACCUCAUGGCUCUUCAUCAUGCGCUGGAUUUGGAGUAUUUGUAGCACUGUGACAUCCUCGACUCUCCAUUUCUACUCAGCACGGACCGACAACAGAACGUUAACACACUUAAGGGUGGGAAACACAUGUUAACACACAGGUUAAAGCGCAAAUGUGCCCCGCGCCUCGUCUUAACCCUAAACCUCGGGCCUCGGUGGAGCGGUCGAACGGAGGACUGCGAGUUUUUUCAGCUCAGCAGCUGCAGGUUACUGUGAAUUGACUUGGCUUGUUUCUGAAAAAGCCGGCCGAAUGUGUUAUGGAUUUUUUUUUCCUACAAAAAAACUGCAAGGGUUCAGACCUGUGAGGAAACCAGAGCUAUCGACGUCGCUUUUGGCUCUUAGCAAGACUCCGAUCCCACUGAGAUUCAGCGUGAUUUCCCUUCUACUCAUUUCUCGGGUUCGCUCGAAACCACUGCGCCGGAUGUCCUACACUAAUUUAUAAUCAGAGACUUUGUUUAGCGCUGCCGCUGCUGCCCUGCGAGACACUUGUUGCCUUUCUGUUUUAGUGUCGCCAAUUCUCACCAUGCAAAAGACUCCAAGAAGACGUUUAUGGAGGAAGAAUCAAGCGGAUUUUCUAAUAAUUUAAGGAAAAGAAAAAAAAACUUUAUCUGAAUUUGCUCAGACAAUCAAACGUGUACAGAAUACGGUGGUUUUUGUGUGUGUGUAUAUUUUUAAUCACUGGACUAUUCCUUCCUGUUUUGCUUUCAUUCAUGCUAUUCAGUGCUUUUUUCAUGGAAGUACACUAAGGCAGGAGUGCACAAAAAAAAAAAAAAAAAAAAACGUGUGCAGGGGCCUACAAGUGUUGCUUAAUGGUUUAAAGUGUACAUUUGAUCGACUUCUUGAGAGUUUUCAUCAUGACCAAAAACAUGGAUGUCAAGUGUCAAUGAUUUCGUAUUUUGUUUACGGAUUUAUUGAUGAUCUUAUUUCACUUUUCCUCCCUCGCUAGUCAAAGCUUCUGUAUUAAUUUACAGAACCUCUGUAGCAUUUUGUUAAAAAAAUGUAUUUAUGGGAUUAAACAAAGUAAUAAUCAAAACGAAUGUCAAGUUUAAGAGUCGAGCGCCUGUACGCUCACCACUGACUCCUUUCUGUUUAAAGUUUAAAAAGCAGAUAGACCUCAAACUCAACAAUGUUUCAAGGUUUUGUUAUCUUUUGUACUGGCACUAAAAGCAGAAACUCUUGUACAUUAUGUGUAAUUUUUGUAUGAAGUAGUCUUUUUAAUUUUUUUCGUUUUUUUUUGGUAAUGUCGCUGUAGAAAAUCUUUAUAGUGCUAAGAUAAAUAAGACUGUGGACUUGGGAAACUUUAAA